This is a messenger RNA of Cydia strobilella, 1353 nucleotides long. RefSeq names its product polymerase delta-interacting protein 3-like (gene Poldip3). Gene Ontology annotation, cellular component: nucleus; nuclear speck. Gene Ontology annotation, molecular function: mRNA binding. Gene Ontology annotation, biological process: poly(A)+ mRNA export from nucleus. Bases 149 to 1342 code for a protein of 397 amino acids. Lineage: Eukaryota; Metazoa; Arthropoda; Insecta; Lepidoptera; Tortricidae. The record is from RefSeq and is a predicted model, not a curated record. The transcript is spliced from 9 exons.
AAUUUAUAUCUCGGUUUCUCGGUAUCUCCGUCGGUCGAAGAAAUAAAAUAAUUACAGAGAAUUCUUAAUAGUAGUUUUUAACAGAAGUGGGCCGUUGGAGCUGACCUAAGUUUCGGAGUUACACACUUCAUUUCUGUAUUAUUUAACAAUGACUUCGUUAAUUGACAUGAGUUUAGAGGAUAUCAUACUAAAACGACGGAAAGAAAAUCUAAGAUCUAAAAUCAAGCCUCAAAAUGGCAAUCCCAAAAGUCAACCCAAGCCUACAAUUAAAAAAAAGAUUCCGAUUGUUGACGCCAGAAAUAAAAUUAUUUCCAAAAAGCGUACACAAAUAACAGAUGCACGUGAAAAAUUAGCUGAACUAGCGAAACAUAAGGAUGCACGGCUGAAACUCGAACAAAUGAGAAAACAGAGGAUUGCAAAAUUGCAAACAAAGGAUAGAAACAUUUUUAAUAGGAAUCAGCUGCCGUUUAUGAGAACUGUCCAAAAUAAAGAAAGAGUAUUUCUCGACUCCUCAAGGCAAGUGCGUUCCCAGCCCCUCCAUAGGGCCAGGAUGGCAGUAAAUCGACAGCUAACCACUAACAAGAGAAAUAUAGAGACCAGAUCUUUUGAAAAUAGGUCCAUUGGUGUUGUUUCAGGUCUUAGGACAGGCAAGUUCUCAGUUAAUGUAUCAAAUUGGAAACAAACUAAAAAUACUGGAAUUACCAGGAGUGCACCAGUGAAACCAAUUGUAAGAACUGUUGAAAAUGACAUUGAAAUGUAUGAUGACCCCAUGGACAGUGAUGUCGAAAUGGAGCCACGGGUAUCCUUGAACCUGAACCGUAAAGCUAGCCUGCAGCUAAAGAUAAUAGCACAUAACAAUGAGCCGCGGGAAAGUAGAAGCUCUGCACACAGGAGUGCUCCCGUAGAACGCGAUAUCAGUCCACCUAGACCGCCUUCAAUACUAAAGAAGCGCCCUAUGGCUGCGCUCAGAACUGAGAAGAAAGUCGAGAGGCCAGAGAAGCCUAACACGGAGUACAGGAUCAUCGUCAGCAGCUUGGGCAGCACUGUCACCGCUGGGGAUAUUGAGGAAUUGUUUGGUGAUGUUGGCGGCAUGAUAGAGUCCCGUCUUGUCCGUCCGGGCACGGCUGAAGUGAUCUAUAAGACCUUAGAAGACGCCCAGCGAGCUGUCGACCUCUACCACAAACGGCAGCUGGACGGGCAGCCAAUGAACUGCUUGCUGGUCACGCCGCGCACUAACGCAGCUCCGGCAAGAAGCGGAAACAAGCCUGGAUUAUACAGCACCAAUUCAAACGUUGAACCUGAUCUGUCCACUUUCCACAAGGUGUUAUUCAGUAAUUUGUAAGUAAGUGAAAU